AUGUCGCAGGACGAAAGCAUGGAGACAGACUGGGGAUCUCAGUUCCACACCUUGGAGCACUUUCACCUACUCAACAUUUUCGUUGUGGACGGAAAAGUCGACCCUUAUACGUCCACUACACCCAUCGUCGGACCUGCAGCAGUCAAGGCCGCUCUCUCACACCAGGACUUCAACUUCCCGACGCUAACGUACCAGAACAUGUCUCCGGCGGCGUUCAACCACGAUCCCAUGCGCGUUCGUGCAGCCAUUUACGACGAACAGGCCUGGGCUGCUGUCAUCAUCAACGCAAACGCCACAGCGUUGGCUAUGCUGGCUGUUCAACAGAAAAACACAUCUCAAGUUGGCCAAAUGUGGGCGAGCGUGAUGAUGGAUAUGGCCGCGGAUAACGAUACAUUUCUCGCCAAUCUUCAAGCGGUUCCUCAAGCCCUGAGUCCUGCCAUUGGAUUAUCCACCAUCGACCUUCGACCGUUCUUACCACCUGGGGCUACACCAACCGUCUCCGUUGGAUUAAUCUAUCUUGUCAUAACGUCCUCCUUUACCACGGCCUUCUAUAUGCCCGUCCAUCAGCUUUUUUCUAGCACUUCUUCCGGACACCCACCUCUGAAGAAAUCACAAUGGGUGGUCUACCGCUGGAUCUCCUCUAUCACUGCCUACUUCCUCCUCUCUCUCGCGUAUUUUCUGGUAUCCCUCGCAUUCCUUAUCCCCUUCUCCCUCUCGUCAUUCUCUCACACCUCAGCACCGCCCGAAGGCUCAGGCCACUUCCUCGGUAUUCCGCUGCAAAGCGCAACUCGUUACGGUAAAUCGGGCUUUGUCGUGUUCUGGAUGUUGAACUGGGUCGGAAUGGCGGCACUGGGACUGACGAGCGAGAACGUGGCGAUGGUGGUGGGGAUGCCCUGGAGGUUUUUCUGGUUGCCGUUUUGGGUUAUAAGUAAUGUGUGUACGAGCUUCUACUCCCUCACGCUGGUGCCAGGUUUCUACGGUUGAGGGUACGCCUGGCCAUUGCACAACAUUGUUGAAGCCACGCGUACUAUCGUCUUCGACCUCCACUCCCACCUAGGCCUCAUCUUCGCAUGGUGCGCGGUUAACGCGACGCUCUUUCCAUUCGCUUCCAUGUUUGCCGAAUGGAGAGCCGAGCGACAGAAGAACAAGCAGGAGCAGGUGAAGGAGAAGCUAUGACGAGGUGACUCAAGGAUGGGCCGGAAACAAACACCAUCUUAGGUUGGCUUGGAUAUCUUUACGGUCCUUGUCCAAAAUACCGUUUAUCCAUUGACUUGGUUGG
Stereum hirsutum FP-91666 SS1 is the source of this 1279-nucleotide messenger RNA. RefSeq lists its product as uncharacterized. Lineage: Eukaryota; Fungi; Basidiomycota; Agaricomycetes; Russulales; Stereaceae. The transcript has 5 exons. Gene Ontology annotation, cellular component: membrane. Bases 1 to 984 code for a protein of 327 amino acids. The record is from RefSeq and is a predicted model, not a curated record.